UUCUUUAAUAUCAUGCAUCAUACUAAUGACAACCCUUAUCUUUUGAAUAUCUUUUCAAUUGCAAUUCAAUCAGUUACUCUGAACAGGUGACCUAGUUUUAAACCUAGCUAUUAAACAGCAUGGUAUUGUUGUCCAUAUAGGGUCAUUCUUGUUUAUUGGCCCAUUACUAAUAUAAUCUCCCAUUUAAGUUCAAACCGCUGCAUGCUUUUUCAAACUUGGCAGCACCUCAGUUGUAAUUUUCAUACACCAGUUAAAAAUGCCAUAUGGGAUACUCUAUUCUACUGCCCCUUAUGGCUGUACAGUCAUCGGCCCUUGUAAGUAUUGUUUAAAUACAACUUAAUGCUACCUGUUUAGACAGCUGUAAGGAGUUAAACGGAGAACAAUUAGAAUAGCCAACAUCUAACUGCCAACGUUGGGAAUCUGAAUGAGUAAUUUUAUUGUUUUCAAGGCUGUGAGAUAGUGUCAUAAACCCCGUGUUUAACUUGUAUACUCCUUUUACUGUAAAACUAUAAAAGGUUAAUGUAUGUUAUUGAAAGUUACAAUGGCUGCUGAAUAUGUGCUUGAACAUUAAGUUGCAGAAAAUGUAUACUCCUGAAAUGCAACACUAGACAGUUCUGCAGGCAAGUUACCCUGACCAUGUGCUACAAUAUAAAAAAAACAAAAAACACUCAGAUGAAAACAUCGGUUGCACCUGCACUACGCCUUGACACACCUCUAAGAAAACAUUUUAAGUAUGAUAUUAAAUAGUCCUUUAACAAGCAAGAAAUAAGCUUCUCUUCGUCUUUAAACCAAGCAGGUAUGGAUGUCAUGGCUGUGUGCCAGUGGUAAACAGGUGUGUCCCAUGGCAACCACUUUGUGGUUUUUAGCCUUGACUCAAACACACAAAUGAACACAAAGUUUGUGUGACUCCACAUGCCAGGAUUGCAGGAUGGCAGCUCCGUGGCUGAUCAGAUGACGAGACUCAAACUUAAACUACUGGAGAAGAGACUGGAAAACGAAAAGUACAAUAUGGACGACAGAGCAGAGUCUGCCCAGUCUGCAAGGAGUUAUGAUGGGCAGAUGGAUGCACUGCACCGGGCACUAAGGAGAAAGCAGGACCUGCUGCAAAGGUUGAGGGAGCAGCACAUGUUAGAAGACCUCAACAGACCUCACACCUGGGCAGGGUCACGAAGACAGUACCAGCCACAUUUUGUCACUGCCCCUCAGCCGCCUGCACCGCUCCCACCCAUGGCACCCACCCACAUCCAAUACCCUGCCCCUGUUCUGCCCUUCCUGCCGCCUCCGCCGCCUGCCGUGCCACAGCCUCCACGCAUCAUUCACCAGACUCUACCCCAGCAGCCUACCACCAUCAUACAACAGCUGCCCCAACAGCAGCCUCUGAUUACCCAGAUUCCCCCGCCUCAGCCGUACCCUGCACCACGAUCAGGCAGCAUCAAAGAGGACAUGGUGGAGUUGAUGCUGAUGCAAAAUGCCCAGAUGCACCAGAUUAUAAUGCACAACAUGAUGCUGAAGGCUAUGCCUCCUAUGGCCCUGUCUCCACCCAGUGGGCCCAGCCACUGUACCACCCAUCUUGGGCAGGACAGUUACCAGGGAAACCCUAUUUUUGUAAGGCCAGAUGUCAAACCAAGGGGGAGUGCCGUCCAUCAUCAUCAUCACUUUGGUCCUAUCCCUGCAGCACCACAGCUGCCUCCUAUCAGCUACCCCACAUGGUUACCAGGUGUGCCAUCUGUCCCUGCAGGACAAGCAGGGGGGCAUCUAUCCUUACACCAUGUAACAGCACCUAUUACACUCCCACCACUCAAUGCGACUGCUCUCUGAGAAUUCCCUGUUUCCAUUUAAUUUAAAGGUGCUAAACUUUUGAGAAGAGAAGCCCUGGCUGCAUAACAAUGGUCAAACAUUAUAAUGUUAUAAUAUACAAUAACUCCAGCCUAAAAAGUACCUUAUGACAUUACAAAUGCACAAAUGGAGUUGAAUCUGAUGGAAAAGUUACUAUUAUCAGAGUGUACAUAAAAAGCUAUUAUCCUGGAAGUUUUUAAAAAUGUAUGAAUGGUAUACAAAUAAAAGCAAUUUCUGCAACUUGUCAAGCUUCAACUUUGCUUUUUAUUUGUUUGCCAGUCGUCAACUUUAAUGUAAAACACCAGUCACAGGUAACAUGGGUUGUCCACUGAUUGCAGGGUGAAGAAAAAAAAGACUAACGCCCGAACAGGGACUUGAACCCUGGACCCUCAGAUUAAAAGUCUGAUGCUCUACCGACUGAGCUAUCCGGGCUCUGCGAAGAUCCCCAACCGGACAGCAUAAGAAGAUUAAAUAGUUUGCUACAUUAACAGCAACGACAUUUUGUUCAAGGUUUACAGAUUUCAUAUUUCUCCCAAUCUCCACAACGUCGAAGAGUUCAGUUCGCACUAGAUAGCAACCGAAAGUAGCAAGAUAGCCGUAUACUAGGCGGGUUACUUGUUAACAGCUAAGGGGUUAGCUGCUAACGGUUUAGCUGCUAACAGCUAACGGGUUAGCUUCUACUGGCUAGCCGUUACUCCUUGGCAACGUAACCGUUGAAACCGAAAGCAAAUGUUAAACGUAACACUGACCAAAAUCGAUUUUAUGGUGUAAUAGUAGUCAAUCAGUCCAUAAUUACCCUACUAUUAAUUAGGGGAUUCGACAUUAUUAGUCCUCUCUCAAGGUGUUAGUUGUUUUCAGUCUACACGCAAAUUCAUUGCCUUGACUUUAAUGGAUGAAAUUACAGCUGUACAAAAUGGUAUUUUACAGGGUCUAUAAAACAAACAAACAAAAAACAACAGUAAUCACUUUUAAUCUAACCGAAUCACUGUAUCCUUGACCGCAUUGUCAGUCCAGCAGUGUGACAGUGCUUCUUUAUCCCGAACCCAAUACACAACAGAAAACAACCUUGAUUCACAACUGGCAAUCAUCAUGGCACAUCCCUUUUGAUAAAUAAAAUAAUUAAAAAUAUUUAUAUAUAUAUAUAUAUAUAUAUAUAUA
Molecule: messenger RNA, 2994 nt
Organism: Lates calcarifer (barramundi perch)
Lineage: Eukaryota; Metazoa; Chordata; Actinopteri; Centropomidae
Gene: lg19h21orf58
Exons: 10
Coding region: 913-1818 (301 amino acids)
Source: RefSeq, a predicted model, not a curated record